AUGACAAAGAACGCUAUCGAUGUGUUGACAACCACUUACAGCAUUGCCAAUGCACAGAUCGAUGCUGCCACCAAAAAGACGGUCGGCAAUUCCGUAUACCAAGCAAUGAGCUCUUACUAUAAUUACAUCAAAUUUGCACGAGGAUCAGGUGGUUUACCCGCAAGUCCUAAACCAGCCACAUUGAAAUCGAUCCAGAAGGAUGGUGUUACUUUUGUGCCAAACGGCGUGUUGCGAGCCCAUGUGGCUAAGGCAGAGUGUUGCCUUCAAAUCGCUAUUUUGCAGCUGUUGCAAGAAAACGUGAUGGGCUACAUCAAGUGUGGUAUGAAUCUAAGAAGAGCUUAUGCAAGUUACAGCUUGGUGUGGCAAGAGUACAAGCGUAUGGGUCAAAUCUAUCAUGAUUUUGUAGAUAGAGAUACGAUUUCUGGUAUUCAGUUUGGUAUCGGGGCUGUGCACCUUGUCUUGUCCACUCUGCCUCAAAAAGUGCUUCGUAUCGUAUCUGCUUUCGGCUGGAAGGCGGACAAGCAUCUCGGUUUUGCCUUGCUCAAGUUGUGUGUGGAGGAGAGACGAAUCCGCUCUCCUAUGGCAUCUCUCAUGUUAUUGGCUUACUAUACAGUGCUCACAUCGCUAUGCCCUCAAAUUUUGUCCAACGAAUAUACUCAACCCGCUAUUGAGACAUUGCUCGAUGCUCAAAGAACAUACCCUAAUUCCGCUUUCUUUCUCUACUUUGCUGGCCGCACAUCUCGUCUUGCCCGUAAUCUGACACUCUCUACGCAAUCAUUUACUUACGCCAUCGAGAUCAGUAAGAGCGAAUGGGCCGAAGUUGAAGUUCUACACACCUGCAGUUACGAAAUUGGUUACAACUACAUGAUGGAACACAAUUGGGAGGAAGCUGCCAAAGUAUUUGAUAUGCUUUACAAGGAGAAAUACUGGUCUCCUGCUAUCUUCCGUUACUUGACAGGUGCUUGCUUGGAUAUGAUGGGUCAACGCACUGAAGCAAUCCUCGCUUUUGCUGAAGUGCCCGAUUUGGUGGGAUCCAAGACACAUAGUACAGCCCUCACAGAGAAAUACGUGCUGCGUAAGGUUACGGCGUUCCAAGAGUGUGGUUAUCAGGACAUGGAUAUGGCAUUGUGUGCAUUGGAGUACUUGUGCUUAUUUACUGGGUUCGAUUUCAUGAACACUGAACUGCUGGAAGGAUCAUUAGACACUGUGGAUCAUGCAUUAGACGCUAUCAUGGAGGCAGAGAAGACCGAAUUCGGCAUUCGCACUAGAGAGCUAUUACCAGAAACACCUGCACCAAAGUACUUUGACCAACGCGGCGCUUUACUGCUCAUCAAGGCAUCUCUCUUUAACGCGAUGGGUCGAUUCAAAGAGUCUAUCAUUCACUUGAAUUGGAUCAUUGAUCACAAGGAACAAAUCGAAGUGGACAAGUGGAUUGUUCCCUUUGCUUAUUGGGAAGCCGGUGUCACAGCCUGGGGUAUGGACAACAAGACCCGCAGUAGAUCCUUCUGGGAAUCAGCUCUUCGAUUCAACAAAUUUGAUUUUGAGUAUAGAUUGGCUAUGCGAGUCAACCUGGCUAUUACAAAGGCUGAGGAGAUGGGUGUUCCCAAGCCAGCAGAUCCUAACCCUGCCAAUCGUCAUAAAGCUGAGAAGAAGGAGUCCAUCAUUACCUUGGAUUCCAUCCAAAGUCGACAAAGUACAUCGGAUGAUGCUUCCGCAAGAUUGAGCACUUCUGAUCAUACACCAGCAUCUGAACCCACUGUAUUCAAAGUUCAUGUCUAA
Messenger RNA from Mucor velutinosus, 1779 nucleotides. RefSeq lists its product as uncharacterized. The transcript has 5 exons. The coding region runs from base 1 to 1779 and encodes 592 amino acids. Gene Ontology annotation, molecular function: protein binding. NCBI's taxonomy places the organism in Eukaryota, Fungi, Mucoromycota, Mucoromycetes, Mucorales, Mucoraceae. The record is from RefSeq and is a predicted model, not a curated record.